AUGAUCAUAGCCGACAGAACCCAAUCCCGAGUAAGCGCUUCAGAUUGGAUGAGGGAGUUUAUACUGGGUCAAGGGGGGCUGCACUGGACUGGGGGGUUGUACUACCUUAGCCCCCAAUUUAGUUCAAACUUUUGUUCCUCCGAACACACAAAUCGCAAUGUUUCAUCUCGCCGGACCUUGCCCCAGGUACCAACGCCUCUGAUCUCCGCUCCGCCCACUUAAGCCACGUGUUGAAACGUAUUUGCACGCGGUUAUUCGUGGCCUUAUCUCGUAAAUAAGCCUACAUAGAACAGCCCAACGCUUCUUCCCCACUUGAAGACCAUUAUCAUUCAUUUUGCAGCGAUAAAAAAUGAUCGGGAAUCACGUUGUGCACACGCGCCGAAAGCGGGGCCUGUAUAAAUACGAAAAGAAAUGUUAUUAUUUGUCUCAUUUCAGGAGAUAGAAGAGAGAUGCUAUCGCGUCUUGCACCGAGUUCCAGGGCCGCUGUGGCUGCCACGGUCAGAUGCGCUUCCUCGAUUCCACAGCCCAUCGAACAGUUUGAUGACUUCACCACAAAGGUAUGGGUAGUUUCAAUCGGUUCUAAACGGAUGAAAUUAGCCAUUCAAAAGUAUUUCUUACUAUCAAAGACUUUCAAAAGAUGUAGUCAGAAGAGCUUUCUCAUAAAAAUAAAAGAUAUAAAUUAGUACCGUCACUUUAGAUCUUCAUCAACAACGAAUGGCGUAACUCCCGUUCCGGCCGCACUUUCCCAACGCUGAACCCGGCUACUGGAGAGAAGAUCACCGACAUUCAAGAAGGAGAUGCCGCUGAUAUUAACGAUGCUGUUGAGGCGGCCAAAAAGGCCUUUGAGUUGGGAUCGCCAUGGAGAACAAUGGAUGCUUCGGAUCGAGGAAGAUUACUCUACAAGUUGGCAGACUUAAUGGAACGGGACAAAGUUUAUUUGUCGGUGAGUGUAACCGUACUGGCAGACUCAAUGCAAUACUAUAAAGGCGGGUCAUACAUGUUCUUUUAGAGUCUGGAAACCUUAGACAAUGGAAAACCUUACGCCGUUUCGUAUCUGGGAGAUCUGCAUCUUUCCAUUGAAUGUUAUAGGUAAGAUAUUACCCAAAUUAUCAUCUCAUAAAGCAGGAGACGAUGACAGCACUUUUGUUUUAGAUACUACGCCGGAUGGGCGGACAAGAUCGAGGGUAAGACCAUCCCAGUCCGAGGCAAAUACUUCACCUACACCCAGCAUCAUCCAGUUGGGGUUGUCGGGCAAAUCAUCCCCUGGAACUUCCCCCUUCUCAUGCAAGCCUGGAAACUGGGCCCAGCCUUGGCUGCCGGUAACACGGUGGUCAUGAAGACGGCCGAACAAACUCCUCUGACCGCUCUUCACGUGGCCAAAUUGGCGGCCGAAGCUGGAUUCCCUCCGGGUGUUUUGAACAUUGUCCCUGGCUAUGGCCCAACCGCUGGCCAUGCUUUGGCUGCUCAUCCCGAUGUCCAGAAAGUCGCUUUUACGGGAUCUACUGAGGUCGGUAGAUUGAUCAUGUUGGCUGCGGCCGAGAGUAAUUUGAAGAGAAUUACUCUGGAAUUGGGAGGAAAAUCACCAAAUAUUGUCUUUGCUGAUGCUGAUUGUGAGUUCAUUUUGCACAGUUCUUUUGAAUGGCUUACUGAUAGCCUGCUGCAUUUAUCAUGUUAUGAACUUUCAAUUUGCAGUGGAUCACGCCGUCAACACCACUUCUCAAGGCGUUUUCUUCAACCAAGGCCAGACUUGCAGUGCAGGAACAAGAGUUUUUGUUGAAGGCAAAAUCUACGAUGAAUUUAUCGCCAGAGCCAAGGCCUUGGCUGAAAGCCGGAAACUAGGAAAUCCCUUCCUUCCCACCACCGAACAAGGCCCUCAAGUUGAUCAAGAACAGCUCUCUCGGAUCCUGAACUACAUUAAUAUCGGAAAAGAUGAGGGCGCUCAAUUAGUCGCAGGAGGUGCUCGACAUGGAGAUAAAGGCUACUUUGUUCAGCCAACUGUCUUUGCGAAUGUCGACAACAACAUGAAGAUUGCGCAAGAAGAGAUCUUCGGUCCCGUCAUGUCCGUAAUCAAAUUCGACGAUAUCAAGGAUCUGAUCAGCAAGGCCCAUGCCUCCAUUUACGGUCUGGCAGCUGGUGUGAUCACGAAGGAUGUGAACAAGGCCAUCUACAUGGCCAACAGCUUGGAAGCUGGUACUGUCUGGGUCAACUGUUACAAUGUUUUUGAUGCCGCCGCACCCUUCGGCGGCUUCAAACUGAGUGGAAUUGGACGUGAAUUGGGAGAAUAUGCCCUCGAAAACUACACCGAGACUAAGUGCGUAACGAUCGCCAUCCCGGAGAAGAACUCUUAA
Bursaphelenchus xylophilus (pine wood nematode) is the source of this 2348-nucleotide messenger RNA. Lineage: Eukaryota; Metazoa; Nematoda; Chromadorea; Rhabditida; Aphelenchoididae. The record is from the annotation of a GenBank genome assembly.